Messenger RNA from Microtus oregoni (creeping vole), 2979 nucleotides. RefSeq names its product lon peptidase 1, mitochondrial (gene Lonp1). Bases 24 to 2897 code for a protein of 957 amino acids. Gene Ontology annotation, biological process: protein catabolic process; mitochondrion organization; protein quality control for misfolded or incompletely synthesized proteins. Gene Ontology annotation, molecular function: ATP-dependent peptidase activity; ATP hydrolysis activity; single-stranded DNA binding. NCBI's taxonomy places the organism in Eukaryota, Metazoa, Chordata, Mammalia, Rodentia, Cricetidae. The transcript has 18 exons. The record is from RefSeq and is a predicted model, not a curated record. Gene Ontology annotation, cellular component: mitochondrial matrix.
UGCGCCUUCAGUAUGGCCGUUCCAUGGCGGCGAGCACAGGCUACGUGCGGCUGUGGGCCGCUGCGCGGUGCUGGGCUCUGCGGCGGCCACUGCUGGCCGUCACUGGAGGCCGCGUCCCGAGUGCGUCCGGAUCGUGGUUGCGCCGAGGCCGGCGGGUCUGCGACACAUCGGCUCCCUGGGCGCUCGGCGGCCGCGUCCCCGCGGGCGCGGGUCAGUGGCGGGGGCUGUGGGACGCGGGUGGCCGCGGCGGCGGCGGCAGCGGCAGCGACGAGACCUCCGAGGGCGGCUCGGAGGACGGGGCCGCGGCGGGCGGCGGGGACGGCCCGGUCGUCACGGCCCUCGCGCCCAUGACCGUCCCGGAUGUGUUUCCGCACCUGCCGCUCAUCGCCAUCACCCGCAACCCGGUAUUCCCGCGCUUUAUCAAGAUCGUGGAGGUUAAAAAUAAGAAGCUGGUUGAGCUCCUGAGGAGGAAAGUCCGCCUGGCGCAGCCCUAUGUUGGUGUCUUCCUGAAGAGAGAUGACAACAAUGAGUCGGAUGUGGUAGAGAGCCUGGAUGAAAUCUACCACACUGGAACUUUCGCUCAGAUCCAUGAGAUGCAGGACCUUGGAGACAAGCUACGCAUGAUCGUCACAGGCCACAGAAGGAUUCACAUCAGCCGGCAGCUGGAGGUGGAGCCCGAGGGGCCAGAGCCAGAGUCCGAGAACAAGCAGAAGUCCCGGAGGAAGCUGAAGCGAGGCAAGAAGGAGGCCGAGGAUGAGUCAGCAGCCAAGCCCCAGCAGCUGGAGCUGCUGCCUGAGGCCUCUACCGACACCCCCAAAGAGGUGCUCAUGGUGGAGGUUGAGAACGUGGCCCAUGAAGACUUCCAGGUCACAGAGGAGGUGAAGGCCCUGACUGCAGAGAUUGUGAAGACCAUUCGGGAUAUCAUCGCCCUGAACCCUCUGUACAGGGAGUCAGUGUUGCAGAUGAUGCAGGCAGGCCAGCGUGUGGUGGACAACCCCAUCUACCUAAGCGACAUGGGUGCUGCGCUUACAGGGGCAGAGUCCCAUGAGCUGCAGGAUGUUCUGGAGGAGACCAAUAUCCUUAAGCGGCUCUACAAAGCCCUGUCACUCUUGAAGAAGGAGUUUGAGUUGAGCAAGCUUCAGCAACGCCUAGGCCGAGAGGUGGAGGAGAAGAUCAAGCAGACACACAGGAAGUACCUGCUGCAGGAGCAGCUGAAGAUCAUCAAGAAGGAACUGGGGCUGGAGAAGGAUGACAAAGACGCUAUCGAGGAGAAGUUCCGGGAGCGCCUCAAGGAGCUCAUGGUCCCCAAGCAUGUAAUGGACGUGGUAGAUGAGGAGCUGAGCAAGCUAGCCCUGCUGGACAACCACUCCUCUGAGUUCAAUGUCACCCGCAACUACCUGGACUGGCUGACAUCCAUCCCCUGGGGCCGGCAGAGUGAUGAGAACCUUGACCUGGGUCGGGCCCAGGCUGUGCUGGAGGAGGACCACUACGGCAUGGAGGACGUGAAGAAGCGCGUCCUGGAGUUCAUCGCUGUGAGCCAGCUCCGAGGCUCCACCCAGGGCAAGAUCCUAUGCUUCCAUGGGCCACCGGGUGUGGGCAAGACCAGCAUCGCACGCUCCAUCGCCCGUGCCCUCGGCCGUGAAUACUUCCGUUUCAGUGUUGGUGGUAUGACAGAUGUGGCUGAAAUCAAGGGGCACAGGCGCACCUACGUUGGGGCCAUGCCUGGGAAAAUCAUCCAGUGUUUGAAGAAGACCAAGACAGAGAACCCGCUGGUGCUGAUUGAUGAGGUGGACAAGAUUGGCCGAGGCUACCAAGGGGACCCAUCGUCAGCACUGCUGGAGUUGCUGGACCCUGAGCAGAACGCCAACUUCCUGGACCACUACCUGGAUGUGCCCGUGGACCUGUCCAAGGUGCUGUUCAUCUGCACAGCCAAUGUCACUGACACCAUCCCAGAGCCGCUGAGGGACCGCAUGGAGAUGAUCAAUGUGUCAGGCUAUGUAGCACAGGAGAAGCUGGCCAUCGCAGAGCGGUACCUGGUGCCACAGGCCCGCGCCUUGUGCGGCCUGGACGAGAAUAAGGCCCAGCUGUCUGCUGCGGUGCUCACUCUGCUCAUCAAGCAGUACUGCAGGGAGAGUGGUGUUCGCAAUCUGCAGAAGCAGGUGGAGAAGGUGCUGCGCAAAGCAGCCUACAAGAUAGUCAGUGGGGAGGCGGAGACGGUGCAGGUGACGCCAGAGAACCUGCAGGACUUCGUGGGGAAACCCGUGUUCACCGUGGAGCGCAUGUACGACAUCACACCUGCUGGUGUGGUCAUGGGCUUGGCCUGGACUGCCAUGGGAGGCUCCACUCUGUUCGUGGAGACGUCUUUGAGGAGGCCUUUGCUCAGGGGCAGCAGGGAGGACAAGGAUGGCAGCUUAGAGGUGACAGGGCAGCUGGGGGAUGUGAUGAAGGAGAGUGCCCGCAUCGCCUACACGUUUGCCCGUGCCUUCCUGAUGGAGCAGGACCCGGACAAUGACUUCCUGGUCACCUCUCACAUCCACCUGCAUGUGCCUGAGGGUGCUACCCCUAAGGAUGGCCCCAGCGCGGGCUGCACCAUCGUGACAGCGCUCCUGUCCCUAGCCCUGGGUCAGCCUGUGCUGCAGAACCUGGCCAUGACGGGGGAGGUCUCCCUCACCGGCAAAGUGUUGCCUGUGGGCGGCAUCAAGGAGAAAACAAUCGCGGCCAAGCGCGCAGGUGUGACCUGCAUCGUCCUGCCGGCCGAGAACAGGAAGGACUUUUCGGACUUGGCCCCAUUCAUCACGGAGGGCCUGGAGGUGCACUUCGUGGAGCACUACCGUGACAUCUUCCGCAUCGCCUUUCCGCUGCGCGAGCAGCACCAGGCGCGGGCCGUGGAGCGGUGACCCGGGGACUGAGUUUGUAAUCAUGGGGUGGCGGAGCCACGAGCAGAGCUGUAGAAUCAUGAAUAAAGAGCCUAUUUCCAGA